UGCUUCCUGGCCAAGGUGCACGAGCUGGAGCGCAGGAACAAGAUCCUGGAGAAGCAGCUGCAGCAGGCUCUGGAUGCCAACAAGGCCUGUGCAGGUGGAUGCUGCGAGACCAGGUCGAACACCCAGGAGGCAGGAGUGCAGACUGGGUUUGUCGGGACCAUACCGCUCAGGCCGGGUUCCCUUCCCUUCCACAACACCAACAACUCAGCCAGGAGGCCCACGACUCUCUUCACGCCACCUCUCACUGCAUCCUUCGCACCAGCAUCUUCUGAGAACUCCAGUUCGACCCAAACCAAGGCCACCUGUAACCCGGUCAUCACCAUCAGCCAACCCUCCCCCUGCAUGGACUCUCCGGGGUCUGGUUCGAUUAGAACCACCCAAAACAGCAGCACGGGCCCAUUUAACUCCACCAACCCUCCUCCACGGUUUCUCCCGGGGACGAUCUGGUCGUACAACCACACCCGCAAGUUUGGAUCCGGUGCCGAACGCCUGACCAGCCCCGGGGUGUCCUGGAUGCACCCAGAUGGAGUUGGGGUCCAGAUUGACACCAUCACCCCUGAGAUCAGAGCUCUGUACAAUGUGCUGGCUAAAGUCAAGAGGGAGAGAGAUGAGUAUAAACGCAGAUGGGAGGAGGAAUACACUAUGAGGAUGGAUCUGCAGCAGAAGAUUUCAGACUUACAAGAGGACCUGCAGGAGAGCGAAGGCUGUCAGGACGAGCUGGCGCUCAGGGUGCAGCAGCUGAAGGCAGAGCUGGUCCUCUUCAAAGGCCUCAUGAGCAAUAAUUUGUCYGAGCUGGACAGUAAAAUCCAGGAAAAAGCCAUGAAAGUGGACAUGGACAUCUGCCGCAGGAUCGACAUCACCGCUCGCCUGUGUGAUGUCGCCCAGCAGAGGAACUGUGAGGAUGUGAUCCAGAUGUACCAGGUUCCGAACAACCAGUCGUCUCUGAGUCUCCGGCGUAAACAAACCCCUCUGUCCGUCAACGGGAGCGAGUGCGACGAACCCGUCAGCACCUCUGAAAGUGACGUGGGUGUGGUUAAAGAGGAGGAGCGCUUCGGCUCGUCGGCCAAUCAGAUCAACGAGGAGAUGCAGAGGAUGCUGACCCAGCUGCGGGAAUGUGAGUUUGAGGACGACUGCGACAGUCUGGCCUGGGAGGAGACUGAAGAGACACUGCUUCUUUGGGAGGACUUCCCAGGUUGCACUCUGCCCCCAGAUCCCACCCACCCACCAGGAGAGGAGGACUGUCUGGAAAAGGUGAUUAACGACACUGAAUGUUUGUUCAAAUCCCGGGAGAAGGAAUAUCAGGAGACAAUUGACCAGAUUGAGCUGGAGCUGGCCACAGCCAAGAGUGACAUGAACCGACACCUGCACGAGUACAUGGAGAUGUGCUCCAUGAAGAGAGGCCUGGAUGUUCAAAUGGAGACCUGCAGGAGGCUCAUCAC
Messenger RNA from Austrofundulus limnaeus, 1439 nucleotides. It is a transcript of the gene iffo1b, whose product is annotated as intermediate filament family orphan 1b. Lineage: Eukaryota; Metazoa; Chordata; Actinopteri; Cyprinodontiformes; Rivulidae. The record is from RefSeq and is a predicted model, not a curated record.